AUGGCCUGCUCCACGCUGCUUGCAUUCAUCUUGCUGGUCUCAAUCUUCCAUGUUUCGGAAGCUGAAUUUGUCGACAAAACCACCAUUCUCUUCUCUAAAAAUGGCUCCACAUCCUGGAAGAACAACAAUGACUCCAUCCCUUCAGUGGAGUUCAUCGAUGGCACGACGGUCCGGCUUAUACUUCUAUAUGGUCCUGGUGGUGUUCCCAAGGUAGAGAGGAUUCUUGGCCAUGGUUGUGGAUUUGUUUGCAGUCCAUCAUGGAAUGGUUUAUGCCAGUUUGCUGUUGUUCUUGUGGAAAGCUCGGACUCGGAACUGGUAAACAUAAGGACGCCGCACCAGAUAAUAUGGUCGGCUAACCGUGACAAUCUUGUUGGAGAAAAUGCCACCUUGGAAUUCAUCAAUGGGAGCUUGAUCUUGAAGAACUCCAAUGGAAAUGGUGUUUGGUCUAGCAAAACAUCUUCCCUGAAUGUUGUUGGUAUGAAGGUUGCUGAUUAUGGUCCUAAUCUUGUUCUCUUCAACAAACAAAACAAAUCAGUUUGGGAAACAUUCAAUCAUCCAACAGAUACUCUGCUCUCGAGUCAAUUUCUUAGGAAAGGCCAGAGCUUAACAUCAAGUCCAAAUUUCAUUAACUCAAGCACUGGUUUGUUCUCUCUAUCCAUAAAUCAUAAUUUGCUCACUGCUUAUGUGCAUGCAGAGGCACCAAUCCCUUACUUGGUUUUAGGGGACUUCAGUAAUCAAUCAACACCUGAGGACUCACUCAGCUUUGUGACAUUGCAGAAUGGGCAUUUGGUAUUGGGAUUUAAGAUAUGGAAAGAGGUUUAUUGUGUUGCAUUAGAUGAAACAAAGUGGCUGCCAGCCUCUGACUUCAUGAGGUUGGAUUCUGAUGGUAGUUUAAGGAUUUAUAGUUGGCAAUGGUUGCAAGGUUGGAUGGUUGUCUAUGAUUUCAUGGAGAGUAGAGAUCCCUGCCAGUUGCCUCUUCGUUGCGGCAACUAUGGUGUUUGCCGGAAAGGGCAAUGCUCUUGUCCAAAAUCACUGGACGGGGGUGCUUACUUCUCUCCUUAUGAUGAUCAGUUUCCUCAACUUGGUUGUGCUCAGGUUGGUAUCUUCACCGAUAAUUUCAAACUUGUGGACUUUGGUAGUCUUAGUUAUUUCGCUUAUUCAGACCCUGAGUCUGCGGUUCACGGCAUUCAGAAGUUGGAUGAUUGCAAGGAAGCUUGCCUGAGAAAUUCCAGUUGUGAAGCUGUUUUUUUCUUAUACAGUGACAGUGAUGUAUUUAAUGGUUUGUGUUAUUUACCAUCCAUUGUAUUGUCAAUCCAAGCAGAGCCAGUAGAAGAUCCUAAGGGAGCUAGCUUUGUAGUAGCACCGGCACCAGCCUCAGAUUCUUCAUUGGCAAUUUUGUCUUCAAGGACAUCGGCAUCGUAUUUGAAGGUGAGAGUUGCUCUGAGUGGCUCACCUGGUCCUUCUUCCACUGCUGUUCCUCCUUCACUUCCUACUCUCCCAUCAAGUAUGCCAGUGAGAUUUUCUUACAAAGAGCUUUGCAUCGCCACGGCAGAGUUCUCGCAAACGAUUGGGAGAGGUGGCUUUGGCACUGUGUUCAGAGGUGUUCUGAAUGAUGGAACACUGGUUGCUGUUAAAAGACUUGAAAGAGAUGGCCAAGGAAUGGAUGAGUUUUUAGCAGAGGUUAAGACAAUUGGAAGCAUUCAUCACAUCAAUUUGGUGCAACUGAUUGGCUUUUGUGCUGAGAAAUCUCACAGGCUUUUAGUGUAUGAGUUCAUGACAAAUGGCUCACUAGAUACUUGGAUUUUUGGUAAAAGAAAACAAGAAAUUGAUUGGAUAACAAAGGUGAAAAUCAUUACUGGCAUUGCCAAAGGAUUGGCUUAUCUCCAUGAAGAAUGCAGGCAAAAGAUUGCACAUUUAGAUGUGAAGCCGCAUAAUGUACUUCUCGACGACAAAUUCAAUGCGAAGGUUUCCGAUUUUGGAUUGGCAAAGGUUAUUGAUAGAGAUCGAAGCCAAAUCACCGCAACAGUGAGAGGAACUCUUGGGUACUUGGCUCCAGAAUGGCAGCAUUCAGAGCACAUCACAGUGAAAGCUGACAUAUAUAGCUUCGGCAUUGUCUUGCUUGAAAUCCUUUGUUGCAGGAAAAACUUGGACUAUGGUCAGAAUGAUUCACGCAUUCGAUUACUGAGCUUGUUGAAGAGAAAAGCCGAUGAGAAUCAACUCAUUAGCAUUGUUCACUGGCCGAAAAGAGAAUUUUAUUGCGAUGAAGAAGAAGAAGAAGAAGAAGAAGAAGAAGAGGAAGCAUUGAAGCUCAUUAGACUUGGGCUUUGGUGUUUGAAUGAUGAUUAUAAGAAGAGGCCAUCUAUGUCUACAGUGGUGAAGUUCUUGGAAGGAGCUGUGGAAUUGGAUGAUCAAAUGAGCUUUAGUUUAUUACAAACCAUGGUUCCUUCAAUUUUAUACUAA
Messenger RNA from Dioscorea cayenensis subsp. rotundata (Guinea yam), 2460 nucleotides. RefSeq names its product G-type lectin S-receptor-like serine/threonine-protein kinase SD2-5. The transcript is spliced from 2 exons. Gene Ontology annotation, molecular function: protein serine/threonine kinase activity; ATP binding. Gene Ontology annotation, biological process: protein phosphorylation. The record is from RefSeq and is a predicted model, not a curated record. The coding region runs from base 1 to 2460 and encodes 819 amino acids. NCBI's taxonomy places the organism in Eukaryota, Viridiplantae, Streptophyta, Magnoliopsida, Dioscoreales, Dioscoreaceae.